AUGACUUCGUCUCCGCGGCGGCCCCGGCGGGUGCCCUCGCUGCUGUGGACCGUCCUGCUGGUCAGCGCUGCGGCCGCUUCUCAGAAUCAAGAACGUCUCUGUGCAUUUAAAGAUCCAUAUCAACAAGACCUUGGGAUAGGUGAAAGUAGAAUCUCUCAUGAAAACGGAACAAUAUUAUGCUCAAAAGGUAGCACCUGCUAUGGCCUUUGGGAGAAAUCAAAAGGGGACAUAAAUCUGGUAAAACAAGGAUGUUGGUCUCACAUUGGUGAUCCCCAGGAGUGUCACUAUGAAGAAUGUGUAGUAACUACUACCCCACCCUCAAUUCAGAAUGGAACAUACCGGUUCUGCUGCUGUAGCACAGACUUGUGUAACGUCAACUUUACUGAGAAUUUUCCACCUCCAGACACAACACCACUCAGUCCACCUCAUUCAUUUAACCGAGAUGAGACAAUAAUCAUUGCAUUGGCAUCAGUCUCUGUAUUAGCUGUUUUGAUAGUUGCCUUAUGCUUUGGAUAUAGGAUGCUGACAGGAGACCGCAAACAAGGUCUUCACAGUAUGAAUAUGAUGGAGGCAGCAGCAUCAGAGCCCUCUCUUGACCUCGAUAAUCUGAAACUGUUGGAGCUGAUUGGCCGGGGUCGAUAUGGAGCUGUAUAUAAAGGUUCCUUAGAUGAACGUCCAGUUGCUGUAAAAGUGUUUUCCUUUGCAAACCGUCAGAAUUUUAUCAAUGAGAAGAACAUUUACAGAGUGCCUUUGAUGGAACAUGACAACAUUGCUCGCUUUAUAGUUGGAGAUGAGAGAGUCACUGCAGAUGGACGCAUGGAGUAUUUGCUUGUGAUGGAGUAUUAUCCCAAUGGAUCUCUAUGCAAGUAUUUAAGUCUCCAUACAAGUGACUGGGUAAGCUCUUGCCGUCUGGCUCAUUCUGUGACUAGAGGAUUGGCUUAUCUUCAUACUGAAUUACCACGGGGAGAUCAUUAUAAACCUGCAAUUUCCCAUCGAGAUUUGAACAGCAGAAAUGUUCUGGUGAAAAAUGAUGGAACCUGCGUUAUUAGUGACUUUGGGUUGUCCAUGAAGCUGACUGGAAAUAGACUGGUGCGCCCAGGGGAGGAAGAUAAUGCAGCCAUAAGUGAGGUUGGCACAAUCAGAUAUAUGGCACCAGAAGUUCUGGAAGGAGCUGUGAACCUUAGGGACUGUGAAUCAGCUUUGAAACAAGUAGAUAUGUAUGCACUUGGACUAAUUUAUUGGGAGAUAUUUAUGAGAUGUACAGACCUCUUUCCAGGUGAAUCUGUACCAGAAUACCAGAUGGCUUUUCAGACAGAGGUUGGAAAUCAUCCCACUUUUGAAGAUAUGCAGGUUCUGGUGUCUAGGGAAAAACAGAGACCCAAGUUCCCAGAAGCUUGGAAAGAAAAUAGCCUGGCAGUGAGAUCACUUAAGGAGACAAUCGAAGACUGUUGGGACCAGGAUGCAGAGGCUCGGCUUACUGCGCAGUGUGCUGAAGAGAGGAUGGCUGAACUUAUGAUGAUAUGGGAAAGAAACAAGUCUGUGAGCCCAACAGUCAAUCCAAUGUCUACUGCUAUGCAGAAUGAGCGCAACCUGUCACACAACAGGCGUGUGCCAAAGAUUGGCCCUUAUCCAGAUUAUUCUUCUUCCUCAUACAUUGAAGAUUCUAUCCAUCACACUGACAGCAUUGUGAAGAACAUUUCCUCUGAGCAUUCGAUGUCCAGCACACCUUUGACUAUAGGGGAAAAGAACCGAAACUCAAUUAACUAUGAACGACAGCAAGCACAGGCUCGAAUCCCCAGCCCUGAAACAAGCGUCACCAGCUUGUCUACCAACACCACAACCACAAACACCACUGGCCUAACUCCAAGUACCGGCAUGACCACUAUAUCUGAGGUUCCAUACCCAGAUGAAACAAGUCUGCAUGCCACCAAUGUGUCACAGCCAGUCGGGCCAACUCCUGUCUGCUUACAACUGACCGAAGAAGACUUGGAGACCAACAAGCUGGACCCAAAAGAAGUCGAUAAAAACCUCAAGGAAAGUUCUGAUGAGAAUCUCAUGGAGCAUUCUCUUAAACAAUUCAGUGGGCCAGACCCACUGAGCAGUACCAGUUCUAGCUUGCUUUACCCACUUAUAAAGCUUGCAGUUGAAGUGACUGGGCAGCAGGACUUCACACAGGCUGCAAAUGGCCAAGCAUGUUUAAUUCCUGAUGUCCCACCCGCUCAGAUCUAUCCUCUCCCCAAGCAACAGAACCUUCCUAAGAGACCUACUAGUUUGCCUUUAAACACCAAAAAUUCAACAAAGGAGCCCAGGCUGAAAUUUGGCAGCAAGCACAAAUCAAACUUGAAACAAGUAGAAACUGGAGUUGCCAAGAUGAAUACAAUCAAUGCUGCAGAACCUCACAUAGUGACAGUCACUAUGAAUGGUGUGGCAGGUAGAAACCACAGCGUUAAUGUCCAUACUGCCACUACUCAGUAUGCCAAUGGGGUAGUACCAUCUGGCCAGACAGCUAACACAGCGGCACACAGAGCCCAAGAGAUGCUGCAGAAUCAAUUCAUUGGCGAGGACACUCGGCUGAACAUUAAUUCCAGUCCUGAUGAGCAUGAACCUUUACUGAGACGAGAGCAGCAGGCUGGCCAUGAUGAAGGUGUCCUGGAUCGUCUUGUGGACAGGAGAGAACGGCCCCUAGAAGGCGGCCGAACUAAUUCCAACAACAACAACAGCAAUCCAUGUUCCGAGCAAGAAGUUCUCACACAGGGUGUUCCAAGCACAGUAGCAGACCCUGGACCAUCAAAGCCUAGAAGAGCACAGAGGCCUAAUUCUCUGGAUCUUUCAGCCACCAAUGUCCUUGAUGGCAGCAGUUUGCAGUUAGGUGAGUCAACACAAGAUGGCAAAUCAGGAUCUGGUGAAAAGAUCAAGAAACGAGUGAAAACUCCCUAUUCUCUUAAGCGGUGGCGCCCCUCCACCUGGGUCAUUUCUACUGAACCACUGGACUGUGAGGUCAACAACAAUGGCAAAGACAGGGCAGUGCAUUCCAAAUCCAGCACCACUGUUUACCUUGCAGAUGGAGGCACCGCCACGACGAUGGUGUCUAAAGAUAAAGGGAUGAACUGUCUGUGA
Rangifer tarandus platyrhynchus (Svalbard reindeer) is the source of this 3117-nucleotide messenger RNA. The record is from the annotation of a GenBank genome assembly. Lineage: Eukaryota; Metazoa; Chordata; Mammalia; Artiodactyla; Cervidae.